This is a messenger RNA of Dinoponera quadriceps, 3613 nucleotides long. RefSeq names its product T-box transcription factor TBX20-like. Gene Ontology annotation, molecular function: DNA-binding transcription factor activity, RNA polymerase II-specific; RNA polymerase II cis-regulatory region sequence-specific DNA binding. Bases 319 to 2097 code for a protein of 592 amino acids. The transcript has 6 exons. The record is from RefSeq and is a predicted model, not a curated record. Gene Ontology annotation, cellular component: nucleus. Lineage: Eukaryota; Metazoa; Arthropoda; Insecta; Hymenoptera; Formicidae. Gene Ontology annotation, biological process: regulation of transcription by RNA polymerase II; cell fate specification; heart development.
ACCGGUCGGUCUGUCGUUCCCUGCCUCUCGCUCUGUCUGCGCCACGUUUCACUCGCGCGGAGUGUAAACGAAUAUCGAAGGAAGCGAUGUUGUCCUUGCGCGCGAUUCGGUAACCGCCUCGGUCAGUGUCACCAGUGCCAUUCGUUGUCGCGCGCGUGUGAUGUGGAGCAUCGCGGCUCGGAGCUAGCAGAGAGGAUGCAUCGGUAUCGGCGUGUCGAGGACAGAAACCGUUGCCGCUGUUAUUAUCGACGCCCGUAGAAAGAGACGCGCGUUUCAGAGUAGACCGGACCCCCCCCCCAGGAAGAAGCGUGCGAGGUGAUGUUGCUGGAGUCGCGAGGUCUCGCCGGUAGGAAGAGAAACGGACUGACACUGACUUCGUUCGGCGGCGGCGGCGGUGGAGGCGGCGGCGGCGGCGGCGGUGGCGGCGGCGGAGGAGCCGGUAGCGAGGAGGACGACGAGGAAUCUCGACACCUCUACCUGGGCAGGAAGAUGGAGGGCACCGCCGCCUCCGCGGUUCCCACCGGGCUGUCAGCUGGAGAUGACGGUGACGAAAGCUCCAGCCCGUCGCCGAACAGCAGCCUCCUCAACAAUCUCAACAACAAUUGCAAUUCGAACCGGCAAUGCGCGACUGACUUUAGCAUCGCCGCGAUCAUGGCGCGGGACUCGCGUCAACAGCAGAUGCAGCAGCAACACCGGCAGCAGCAGGCCGUCGGCGGUGGGAAACUGCAUCAGCAUGAAAGGGAAGCCAGCGGUUCAGGGGUGGUGCGCGGUGCUCCGGCAGUGCCGGAGACGAUCAAUGCGGAGGAUGAGCCGGAAACAGACGACACCGGCAGCACGAGCGGCAAAGGCGGCUCGCCGGUGAACCCUCUCCUGCAGGAGCGCUCGAAUUGCGAGGAGCUGAGGCAUGUGGUCUGCCACCUGGAAACGAAGGAUCUCUGGGACAAGUUCAACGAGCUCGGCACGGAGAUGAUCAUCACGAAGACAGGCAGGCGGAUGUUCCCGACAUGCCGCGUCUCGUUCAACGGUCUGAAGGCGGAUAGUCGAUAUGCCGUCCUGAUGGACAUCGUGCCGGUUGACAAUAAGAGAUAUCGGUACGCAUAUCACAGAAGCUGCUGGUUGGUGGCCGGCAAGGCAGAUCCGCCGGCACCAGCGCGGCUCUACGUCCAUCCGGAUUCGCCUUUCACGGGCGAACAGCUUCGAAAGCAGGUCGUCUCCUUUGAGAAAGUCAAGCUCACCAACAACGAUAUGGACAGGCACGGGCAUCUGGUGCUGAACUCAAUGCACAAGUACCAGCCAAGGAUCCACCUGGUGAAGCGGCCGGACUCCGGCACGGCGAAGCCGAUCGUGGACCUCGAGAAGGAACCGCACAAGACCUUUAUAUUCCCGGAGGCCAUAUUCACCGCUGUCACCGCCUAUCAGAAUCAGCUCAUCACGAAGCUCAAGAUCGACAGUAAUCCGUUUGCGAAGGGCUUUCGGGACUCCUCUCGCCUCACCGACUUCGAAAGCUUCCCUUUCAGGGAGACGAUGGAGUCGAUGUUGGCGGAGCAGCAGUCGCUGAGGUUUCCGCCUCGUCUGCCCUUUGAGAUGGAACAGCUCCAGGCUGGCGCGGUCAGCAAUCUCAGCCUGGAGGAGAAGGCCCUAUGGGCGGCGCGCUCUCAAAUGUUGCUGAGGGCGGCGGCGGCGGUCGCGGUGAGCCCCUACGCCCAAUUGGUCAGCCCGGCCUUGGUCUACCCAGGCGCCCAGGCGACAGCCAGCACCAGCCACCAGCAGCAGCAGCAGCAGCAACAGCAGCAGCAGCAACAGCUCGGCCACCUCUGGUGGGCCUCGUCCAUCGGGCCGACUCUCUUCGCGGCGGCGCACCAUCAGCAGCAGCUGGCCGCCUCCAGCUCCCAGCAGAAUCCGACGGGGCCGGCGGCGCCUCGGCCGCUUUACCCGUCUCCUCUCGCCCUGGCGCAUCACCGAUUCUCGCCCUACCACACGGCGACCGCCUCCAAGUCCUCGACGCCGGCCGCGCCGUCGCCGUCGCCGUCCAGAAGAGCCACCCCCUCGCCUACGGACAGUCUCAGCAGGGAGGCCCAGGACCUCUCACCCUCGUAGUCCCGUUCUUUUCAUAGAGAAGGAUGGACUCCAGCUGGGCCUCGAUCCUUCGCGGUGGUGAGGCCUUUUCGCGGAACGCGAUAUUCUCUCGCGAGGACGUCUCGUCUCGCUUUUCACUUCCUUCUCUCUUAAUUGCAAUGUCUGUCCGUGCGAGAAAAUAUAACAUUGGUUGGUUUGCGACGAGGAGAUCGAUUCUCGUCGCGCGAAAGAAUUCUCUCCGAAGGGAGAGGGAGGCGUCGGGAGGAGGAUAUCGGACCGAAACCCGCGGCAUGAAUAGCGACGAUAAUUGUGGUGUCAAAGGUUCUCGCGGUUGGCGUCUGUCCUUCUCACGCCUAGGACGAAAAGAAACGUAAGGCUCUCUCUCUCUCUCUCUUUCCGCGCGAGAACGCUGUGGUCGCGACUGAACUCUCGACCUUUCGCGAACAUGGUGGCAAGUACAGAAGACUCGACGUGACUCGACGAUUCCGUUGUCUCCCGGCUGAGAGAGAGAGGAUCUCUGUAGCAUAUUAUGUAUCUACGCAUCGAUCGACGAUCGGAAGUGAUAGGGCCGCGCCGCCAUUUUGGUAGUCAGGAUGCAUCUACGAAUGCAACGCUGCACGAGAAAAUUCGCGGGAAAGAGAGGUAUUAUUAACCGUCUGUUUUUUAUGCGAGUGAAAGAUAUAUUUCACACACGCGCAAAUUCAUUCCUCGCGGCGAUUGUGAAGAUAUUCAAUCGGAUGAUUUGUCUUCUAGUCAAAUGUUUUGUUAAUUGAGCAAAUUGCUCGCAUUGUGUUAUCUAUCUUUUCUUCGUACGUACCUGAAAUUUUGGCAAAAAAGAAUACCUCGAUUUGUUCGAAUGUAUUUUCAGCCUGAUCAUAUCCGUCAAAGAGGUUUUGCAGCACGUCUCUUUAUGCGUCUUCAACAAUGAUCGAAAGGACCGAUUCGCAUUUUCUAAAACGAUACGCACCAAGACGUUGUAAAUAUAUAAGCAUUCUGCUUCUCGAGGCGGUAUGAUUAUACACGUAUAUGCAUCCUUAAGGGCAACUAAGUUGUACGACGACUACCUGUAUAUAGAUAUACAUAUAAUCAGCCGCGACGCGUGUAAAAGGUAACUACACCAUUAUCUCUUGUAACAUAAGUUGUAUAUUUCGUAUCACGAGCCUACUGUUAUCGUUAUUUAUGUUUCGAUUCCGUGCUUGUCGAGGCGGCGAAGUGAACGACGUUCCCAAUUAAAAAAAAAACCCCCCUACAAAUACUUCAUCUUUCCCCGAGACUAAAGGAUCAGCGAGUAUUUUAGAAAGUAAGAAAUCCCGAGAUGAAAGAUCCUCGAAAGAAAGGCGAUUGAUAAAAACGUCCAUUUUCAGAAAGAGUACGUUCUUCGCGCGUUCCUCGCAAGCGCCUAAAUGAUUAUUAUCGCUGCUGCGGCGACUAGCUUUAGUGUAGAGCGUUAUAUUGUUAAUGCUUGUGUUGUGAAGACGUAUACACCUAUUGCUGUGCAAGCUGCUCCCUUGUAAAUAAACCCUAAUAAACUCUUGUA